GAUAGUGAAGGCUUUAUGGAGUCACGACUUCUAAACCGGGACAAACCGACGGAUACCUCGUCCUGCUGGAAUAAGAACCGUGUCGGUGUAGCAAGAUAUCGAAAUGAGAUGGUGAAUGGAGGAAAUAAGGAGUAUCAAUCAUCCACAAUCCAAAAGGGAAAGCAAGGCACUAAAGGCCAGAAGCAAAUUUUGAAGGAGAACACUGACACCCUGAAUUUCUAUCGGAACAUGAUCUUAGGUACAGCUGGCAUAUAUUUUGGUGUGGGAAUGAUCUGCUUCAACAGCUUCCCAGCACUGGACCUGACAUUGUUGUUCUUUGCGGGAGUUGUGUUCACCUGUUGUUACCGCUUCAUGGCCAGCAUGGCUCAGCCUAAGCUGGCUGCUGAUGGCUCUAUUCUGGAUGAAGGAUGUGACUUGAACAUUGAAGGAGGAAUAGCUGAACACGUUAAGGACUUGGUGAUUCUGACCUCUGGUACUGUUGUCCUGGGCACUAUCUCGACUUACUUCUGGCUUUUAUGGCUUCUGGCUCCAUGCCGGGGAGCACAGAUGCUUUGGAGCAAUAUUUUGGGCCCGUGGUUCUUCCAGGAAGCUCCUGAGGAGUCGGAGCAACGGGUAGCUGACAAGAAACAGCGCAAAAUGGAACGGAGACUGAAGUACCGCUAGUACCCUAGUUGUACCUUAUAUACUAGCAGUGGACACUUCUCAAUUUCUUGGUAGAUUCAAAUUUUGUUGUGAAUAAGAUAAUGUUUACUAGUUUAUGGUGUUAUUCAUUCUGCUUUGAUAGUGUUGUUAUUCUUAGGUAUGAUAUCGGAGAAAUUACUUUGAAAUUAGUGUGCAAUUCAUGGCAGUCAUAAUGCAUUUUGGAUGUGGAAUUAGUGCACUAUUAUAGGUCCAAACAAUUAUUUAUCAUUUUUUGGGGGUUACAGUGAUGAAUAUGGUGCACUGUUAUAGAUCCAAAAGUAUUUAUCUUUUAUUGUUAUUCUAGUGGUUACCAUGAUAAUAGUGAACUAUUAUAAGUUAAGAAGUAUUUAUCAUUUACAUUUUUCUAAGGGCUACCAUGAUAAAAAAAUAUAUUAUUAUUGGUUCAAAAGUAUUUCUCAGUACAUAUAUUCCUUAACAGAUGCUUUCUAAAAAUGGCAAAUUAUUGCCUUCCGAUUUUCUUCAUGUGUAGGGAAGAUGAAUUAACCUAUGUACUGUUCAACAUGAGGAUCUGUGGCAAUGUGGGGGCACUAGAGGUUAUUCCGGGGAUCAACGCCCCCACGGCCCGGUCCACGACCAGGCCUAUUUAGACAAAAAAAGUUGACCAUGGGCUUAAUUUAAGCAGUUCUGUCAUGUAAUUUGUAUUGGAUGAAUAUCUUUAGGACUUGUGCAGCAAAUGGGCUAACACUGCUUUACACUGGACUGUGAAGGCUACAAUAAGAUUGGUAAUUGUAUCCCAAGUAAUUGCAUUACCACCAUACCAUUUUCCACUGCAGUGACUAUACAGUUGUGGUAAGAGCAUAAAUUAAUAUUUUAAGAACAUAAAAACGAUGAAAAUUAGAUACAGUGGACCCUCGGUUAUCAGCCGUAACCUGUUCCAGAAAGUCAGCCUAAAUCCGUAAAGGCUGAAAACCAAAAUAAUAUUUCGCAUGAGAAAUAAUGUAAAUCUAAUUAAUCUGUUUCAGACACCCAAAAGUAUUAACAAAAAAUGUUUUAUAUAGAAUAUAGUUUUUUUUUUUUUUUUUUUUUUUUUAUCACACUGGCCGAUUCCCACCAAGGCAGGGUGGCCCG
Cherax quadricarinatus is the source of this 1770-nucleotide messenger RNA. NCBI's taxonomy places the organism in Eukaryota, Metazoa, Arthropoda, Malacostraca, Decapoda, Parastacidae. The record is from RefSeq and is a predicted model, not a curated record.